AUGACGUUUUCCGGUUCCAGACGAAGUGUUUAGGAAUUGGAAGUCAAUGUAGACUUUUUAUUAUUACUAGCGAUGCAAACGAUUUACUUUAAACGUAGACGAUGAUUCUUUGUUUGGUAAACACUCAACGUUUCCCAGCUAAGGAGACAUGGGUCAUGUGAAGAUAGGGCGCCGGUUCUUGGUUCACGUGAUUGUCGUAUUCGUUGUCCUCUCUCUAGUAUUCUCCAUGAUUCUCCUGAGAGAGGUACAGAAAGCUUUUGAGAGAUACAGUCAGUUCGUCGACCAGAUGCGCCGCUCUGACAUGCUGGACGCUGACGCUGAGCUCUACGUGCAGAACAAACACAUGCUGGGGCGGCCCUUGGCAGAACUGGCUCUCUUACGCUCCAGGCGAGCUCAUCCCAUCUCCGGUGUUGUUGUUCUCACACAGACGAGCUACGCAGACAACUGUAUCGGAUUUGUGUGGACAAAGUUUCAUCUCAACAAAAUACAAAAAGUCUCGGUGGUCAUAGCCAACGUCCGUAGUCCUGACCGGCAGGCGCAGCACUUCUCUCUCCGCCCCAACGACACUGAGUUCCAGGAAUGUGGCUUCAACAAGAGUACGCCGUAUCUGGUCAAACUCACCGCAGAAGGUCAAAAUUCGGGAGAUGUCGAAAGCGGUUCAGAGGUCAUGUGGACCACGCAAGGAAUACCACCCAGUCCUCCCCCUCUCAGAAUCAUAUCAGUGACUCAAACAUCGAUAACGGUAGAAGUCCCCAAAAUCCAACUAGAGACUGGGCCUCUCACAGCCAUAGAAAUUCGGCUAAAGAAAGGGAAGACUCACGAAGAGGCUCAAUCGAGCAGAAGCAAGGGAAACAACCCUGAGGUCAGCUUGAAGAGAAGAAAGCGAGAUACGAAGGACAACAGGCUUGUGAGGGCGGAACGAGAAAAUGUUAGAAAGACGUUCGACAGAAUGCUGAGGACACUGCUUCGGAACAUAGCUCCAGCUUUCUCUUCACUGACCAACGGACAUGAAUCCCCAUCUGCCGAUGCCGAACUUCGUCUCUCUGCUGGAGAAGAUGGCCGUAAAAGUAGCGGGAAGGUCGGCAAAAGAGAACACCUUGCAGGGGGCUCUAAAGAUGGAUACAAAGAUAAGCGAAAAAGUCACGAGCCGGAUUACAGAAACGACUCUGUGCCCGGAGGGGAAAGGGAUAAGAUGGCAGGUGUCUCUGUACAUGGCUCAAACGAUGAUGGUAUUCAAGACAAAAACAAAAGCCGGGAGGAGAAGGGAGAAAAAGUUCGUAAAUAUGGCGGAAGAAAUGGGGGGAGAGGUUGCGAAUGGUUUACAAAGGUUUCCGGUACGACUGAUGACCUCGAUGACGAAGCAGAGUUGAAGAGUAUUAUGGAAUGUUUUCUUCAGAAUCUCCAAAACUUUUCCAACUAUGUUCCAAAUACCUUAUUCACAAAGUCUGCGAAGUCCUCCAGGGAGGAAAACAUGUUUUUCAACUAUAAAAACAGAGAUAACUAUAUUAAAAACAAAAGCAGCACAUUCAGCUCCCACCUAACCCUUCCUCUCUACGUGGAAUCAGAGGGCAGUUCAGCAAAGCUGGACGGCAAAUUAGAGGGUGAGAAAAGUGAGGAGGAAGCUCAUGGGACGGUGUUCCUCGACUUUUCCCAAAGACAAGCUGACAGUGAGAAGACACAGUCUGUGAGGAGGCGCAGGUCUGUGGAGCUUGAUGGGGCUGUCUGGACGUCUCUUGGACACUUCCAAGAGAUCCCGGGUAUUUCCGAUAGCGAGGAGCGACGGAUGACUCUGUACGGCCCCGAGGAUUUGGAGUUUAGCCAGACUGAGAAGCUAAUGGACGUUGUGGGGCGACCCCCCGUCUUGGUGAGAAUGGGGAACGGGUUCUUCGUGUCCAGCCCGCACGGCCUGAGAUAUCCGUACUUUAACGACCACCGAUUGUUGCAGAACCGACUGCGGAGUCUAAAGUUCACGGAAGUAAAGGAUCUUGUGGACUUUGGCUACAACCACCCUGAGAUGAGCAACCUGUCCUGGCACGAGCUAAAGAGUCUCCAGGCCAGAUUACUCGCCCUGUUGGAGAGGAACAGGGAGAGGUGGGAGAAACUCUACGGCAAGACUGUGGGCUGGUUCUUGUGGGAGCUGAAGGAGGCCAGAAGCAAGCGAGAUGUUGAGGUAGCCAAAGUGGCUAAGCUGGGUCUGCCCCCCGGCUAUGCUGUGAUCCGGACUCAAACCCCAGGCCCUCUGAACCUGACCAUAGGCGAUUCUCAUGAUCGCGGGAGCCUGCCGAACCCCCCUCUGGAGCCCAAUACCGAGUAUGAGGUCGUCCUUGUGGUACUGAGCACUGUCGCUGACGUCACAAAACACUCGUGGAGCUCCGUCAACGUGACCACACUCCCGACAGACCCACCAUCACUAUCCUUCCUCUUCACCGUCCUCAUCGGGGCUUUCAUCGCCGUCAUCGUCUUCGUGAUCCUGCUCUCCUGUUUCAUGCUACUCUGCGGCCGACGUCAUCAAAGACACAGUGGUGACUUUCAACCUCGCGAAAACUCUGCCUCGUACACAAAAACCUCCAUCGCUAGCAGUGAUCACGACCGUAUCAAAACAGACAUACCUUCUGCAAGCGACAAUGCCUGCCUCUUGAACAGGGCUUCUGUUUGCCCUCCUCAUCCUCCUCUGCCUCCUCCUCCUCCUCAUGCCCAUCCUCCUUUUCCUCAAAAUGCUACUAAUCCCACACCAGAGGGUCAACCUAUUAGGGGACCAGUGCAAGUAUCUUACCCGGAUAAGCACUCUGGAAUUGGGUCUGUCCCCCAAACGUCAGUUACGCCUCGCUCAGUUCUGAUGGUUCCUCGAUAUAACGCCGCACCAGUCUCUGUUCCGAAACAAAGCUUUCUGCGAAAAGGCUACACAGUUGGAACGAAGACUCAAACGCCCAAUUCAUCUUCUUCUUCGCUACUGUUUCCAGCACCCAGGGACUCUUCAUCUACCUAUUCUGCACCAGAGACGGAAGAUGAUAACGAUUACGUUAUUAAAAUGAAAAAUCCUGACGAAGAGUCCAAUACCGACAGUGACGAUGGGUAUGAAGAAGAAAACCAUGAUGAGAAGAAUGAGAAAGAUGAAAUUAGUGAGGCUGAAGAAGAAAAGGGAGAAGAGGAUUACAGAGCAAGCCGAAAUAUCGGGGAUAGUAAAGAGUGGCCAUACCAGCUGCUACAAUCCGCUCCUUUGGAUCCGGAGCGACAUUGGAAUCGAACCUAUGACGUUGAGAGCAAAAGGUUUAUAGUGGACAAGCGGGAGAACCUUGGCAGUGACGUCACGGUCAGUACAGUGCUCAGACGGUACUACAGUCAAGAUAUUCCAGGCUCUAACGGCCGGCCUGUCACAUUCAGGGAAGAGUUUCGGCUGUUAAAUAGCCGCAUGGACUUCUCGUCUAACGCCUUGGUCAGCGAACUGCCUGUCAAAAAUAGAUUCCCUCACAUCCCAUUGUAUGAGCACAGCCGGGUGACACUAGGACCUGACGAGGCCGGCAACAGCUCGGUGAUCCACGCCAACUUUAUCACCUUCAACAGCGACAACAGCAGCGACAGCAGCAGCAGCAUCUGCCAGUGUCCCAGAUACAUUGCCGCAAUGAGUCCGUACGACCCGGAGACGGUUUUAGAUUUCUGGAGAAUGAUUCACCAGUUGCGUAUCGAGGUAGUGGUGAUGACGACGAAUGUUCUCGAAGAAGGAGUGGUAAAAUGCGCCCAGUACUGGCCGAGAUGUGGGCCUUCGGUCAAAUCGUUCGGACAUUUCCUGCUGCAGACGGUGGAGGAGCAUGAGUAUUCUAACUACACUGUUAGAAAGAUCAUGCUGGGAACUAAAGGUUCCCUAAGUGCGUGUCGUGAGGUGACUCAGUUUCACUUUACCGGAUGGCCGCACCACGGUGUACCCGAAUAUCCGGUUCCCUGGCUGGAAAUGAGGAGGAAGGUGUCCACCUAUCACCGAGACGGACCGAGUCCUAUUCUGGUCCACUGUGGAACUGGUGUGUCCCGGUCUGCUGUCUAUAUCGGUCUGGAUCGUUUAAUCCGGCAGUACCGGAAAUCCGGAUCUGUCAGUGUCUUCAAGUGCGUAAAAGAGAUGAGGAGGAAUCGCCCAUGCAUGAUUCGAGGCGUAGACCAGUACGUGUUUCUCUACGAUGCCCUCCUGGAGGAGAUGGGAGCAGGGGACACUGUGGUGGGGACAGGGGAGAGGUACAGAGAGAGGAGAAGUCAUCUCUGUGCCAGAAACCCGUGGACAGGGCGGUCCUUUCUGGAGAACAACAGACCAACUCCCACCGACAACAUCCUGAUCAAUGCCAAAGAUGACAAUUUCUGUGCUGCCUUCAUCGAUGGGCACCGCCAGAAAGACUUGAUGGUCCUUUCAUCGUCUGCCAUCACACGAUCCGAGGCUUGGGGCUUUUGGAACUUUGUCUACCAUCACAACGUGAGAACUCUCGUACAACUUAACCCAAACGAAUUUUCUGGGCUUGCUGUACAGUCCGACAAGGUGUCAGGAUUUGAACCCCGAACACAACACGAUGAACCCGUCCAAAGAGACAGAAGCUGUAAUAACGUGAGUUCAUCUGACUUGGACUCGGUGCAGUUUUCCGGUGUGAGAUGGGAAGAGAACGGUAUUGUUUUAACAGUCAAGACACUUUGUGAACACCGGUAUCACGAAAUCGUUGUCAAAGACAUCUCUUUGGAGGUACGACGCGCAACUGGGAAAAAAGAAGUACGAGAAGUUCGUCUAUUUUCUUUGGUACACAACACGGAGACCGUAUCUAUGACUGUGGAUGAUAAAAGUAACCCAAGAAAAACAAACAAAACGAAGGCAAAACGUGAGAAAAAGGUUCGUCAACAAAACGGACGUGUUGGAAAGCGUAGACAGAGACGCCGGAGAACAUCAAAGGUCGGGAGCAGGGAUAUUCCAAAUCUGAUGCAGGGGCUCGGUGGCCCAACUGCGACAUCUCCAAAUAGCCAUCAGGCAAAUCAUUCAGAAAUUUCUCCUAUAUACUUGCAAACCUUUACUCCUCAAACACCAAAUCAAAGCUAUUGGCUACCCGUCACUCCAGAGUUGAUGAAUCCAUGUUACUGGUCGUCUUGGACUCCGCAGCCUGCUGAUCCAAACCACUUGCAGUACUCCACUCCCCAGAACCUCUCUACGUAUCCACACUACUCGCAAUCUCUCAAUCCUCAAUCUGCCAGUCCCGGUUUUUGGAUAUCCGUCAAUCCACAAUCCAUUAAUCCAGAUCACUGUCAAUCUCUGAAUCUUCAAGCAUAUCAUCCCUACACCUGGCAAUCAUUAAAUCCUCAAUCAUCUAAUCCCAAAACAUGGCAAUCUCUUGAUCUGCAAUUCUUUAAACCCGACACCAGACAAGCUGUCAACCCUCAGUCAUCAAAUCCGGAUGUCCCAGGAUCAUGCUGUCCGGACGUUCAAGGAUAUUUACCUUCCGUAAAUUGUUUUUGGGAAAAAGGGCAGGCUGUCAACUGCUCCCACGCAAGAUCAAAAUGGUGUUCUCAAGACUCUGAUCAAAAGCUGCAUUGCUCAGGUGCACCACUGCCUUCCUCAUACUCAUCACAAAAUCAGCCUUCUCCAUGCCCGCUCCAUUCAGUCGGACAGGUGACUGUUGGUUUUUUCCCACAUCCUGACGACCAAAUGACGCCAUUCCAAGCACCUGCAACACGCCAGUAUGACCUGCCAGACAACAUGAAGGGUUACCAUACUAUGUCCGACCAAGUAUCUGCUCUAAGCGAGGAGCGGAAAAACGGAGAUGCUGUAGACAAUAUUUCCCGCACAAAGAUACACAGACCAGAUUGCCUUUACCGGGAACAAAAUUUAAAUCUGAACCCAUCCCCGCACCCAGCGACCAAUUUGGUCUUUAGUGUUAAUAGAGAGCCCGAAAACUCCAAGCACCGUCGUCUGACAGCUCAACAAAACACGCAGAGUAAACCAGGGGGGUCCGAUAGAAAGCAAGAGAUGCUGAGCACAAUACUAGAAAACUCAAUGAACACAGUACAAGUUCGGCUACCAGAGACGCUUGCACAACGAGGCAUAAGACUAAAGCAGCCGUUGGGAAAUUUCGAAAAAGUAAAUACGGUAAACGGAGGAAGUAUACAGAAACAUUCAUUGAUUAAACCGCUUACGAAGGCAGAAGGUACCGUAACUGUGGAAAGAGAACCACAAAACAAUCCAGAACAGCCCAGAAUCUCAACAGCACAGAAUUUAUUAGAAAGGUCGCCACAACCAGUCAAUUGGUCAGACGCAAUAACACAGAAAGGAAAUCGGUCUAUUCUACAACAAGAAGUGCAUUUGAAAGAGGCAGAGCAGUACGUCUUGAAGAAUGACGGAACAAUACGGGAGCAAGAGCUAAUGAUUCCUACACAAGAAAGGCAACAGAAACAUCCCGAGCAACCAUCUAUAACAGUGAAAGAACCUCUUACACACUCAACUGAAUUACCAAGAACGUCAAAACAGUUGGUUUUUAAACCUGGAUACCAGGACAACAACUUCAUGAGAAAAAGAGAAGAAUCUCUUGAACACAAAAUAGAGCCCAAAACUUUGCAUGGAUCAGUUAGAAUUCCAGAAUUACGGGCAUCAAAAAUUCUGAAUAAUCCAGUCAUAAAGUCUGAGUCUUACACUGUAACCUCUAACAUCCCCACGUCAGAGAAUAUCAACUCUUCCAGUACUGGAAAACGAGAGCUUUUAGAAGAGCAAAUCUGCGAGAUAGAGACAGUCAAUUUAGAAAAAUCAUUUACCCCUAGCGAAACAGAGUCAUUGCCUGAACAAAUUGGAGGAAUUAUUGAAACACCCCCAUUUAUAAACGGCACACUUGACGAACAAGCAGAAAACACCGUGCAAUCACCACUUAUUCAAUCGAAAACGAAAUAUGGCCAACAAUUCUUUAAAGUGGAGAAAGCACUUGUCGACAAGAAAAUCUCCCCUCUAGAGGCGUACGAAGAAUCGAUGAGAAACCCGACACUUUGUAUUUCAGAGGCGGGAGAGUCACGUAGUAGGAAAAACAGUGUCUGUACAAUUGUCCCCACCCAGUUAAUGGACGGACACUUUAUUGACGAAAGUGGUUUGGGCAAACCGGUGAGCCCUGAACAGUAUAGCGACCCUGUUGAGGAAUUUCAUGCAGAUUUUUUUACCACAUCAAGUGAAACGUCAUCAACGCCUGAACACACGACGAGUGUGUUCAAACCGAAAAUACCAGAUGAAAUUGCAGCCGUGAGCGAUUCACCCUCAGUGGCAAAUGACGUCAUUCAGCUUGUCUCACAUUUUUCUCCGGUCUUAGAAAAUGACAGAAAAGCAGAAGUGAAAAUGUCGCGUGGAAACAAAACGCUUCAGAAUUUCCCUUGCUCAGACUCUCCCGUUUUCAACAAAAUCAGAAAUGGGUUUGAGCAAACCAACACAAACAUCAAGGAACCGAAGUUUUCCAAACCCUCCUACUGCCCGGGUCAACUGUCGCCACAGCAAGACGUGUCUUUACUCACUACGCUCGACUUUCUCUGCGAAAAUACGUGCAACUCUGCAGUCUCCCCUUCGUGGAAUUCUGACUCAAAAUAUCAACGGAAAUUCCUGAAUAAUUCUAAACGUUGGCGUGACCGAAAUGCAAAACAAAAGACAGCUACUUCUGGUGACAAGGCUAGACAGAAGUUACUGUUUAGAUGCCAACAACUCACCAAUCGUCAUUGCAAAGAUAGAAAUAAGCACAGAGCAGGCACUGGAAUAGCUCACAAAACAUGUUCUAUGGUAAAGGUCGGAAUAACUGAAAAUACAGCGAAGCGUCUCGAGGACAUCAACUGCUCUAACGCUGUUCAAGCUCCCAAAAGAAAGGGAAUCAGGCAGUCAUCUAGUCCCUUUGUUAUGACACCAGACCUCUUACUGAGACUCCAGGAGCUUGUCAUGGAUUGGCAAACAGCGCCAUCACAGCUGCAACUACAGCAGCAGCAACAACACCAACAGCAACAACAGCAUCACCAUCAUCAACAACAACCACACCAGCAGCUGAAAAUACCACGCUUCUCAGACCAGAGCCCAGAAUCACGGACAUCAGUUCGCAACACCACGACGGUAGCAGCUGCUGCGCACAAUUCCUGCAGCCCCACCCACUACACCUGUAGCUCCGCCCACUAUUCCCAUCGCCCCGCCCACUCACCGAUACUGAUUCAGUAUGAUAAAGCUGAAAGUCCCGCAUCUGCGGCGUCGUUGCUGUUCUGCGCCGUGGUGUUGAUGUGUGAGAAAGUGCAAGAGGACGGGGAGGUGGACGUGUACCACACGGUGAAGUACUUGAGGAGCAAGGAACCCAGCGCUGUUCGCGACAUGGCGGAGUACAGACUCCUCUACGACUGCCUUGACCUUUAUAUGUCCGACUACAUGUGUCACGUGACCAACACUGACCGCUGGAAGCUCCGGCCAGCCAUAGACCUCAGCUACAGGCCGGUAAAUCUUCAGGCCCUGACGUCACAGAUGAAAAACACGACUAGCCGAAGAGAGGACCCAAAGACCGGAACCGGGACUAGACCACCUGGUACGUUACGACCACUUGAUGACGAAGGCAAUGCGUCGAGAAAUGGAUCCCGAGAUACGAGGGUAGGGUAUCAGAGAAAGACCAAAUGUUCCGUUGAUGGGAGGAACCCGCAAAGAGAAGAAAACUUAAACAUUUCUCACCUAUCACAGAGUGAGGACGGCUUUCAAAAGAAGCAACACUCUACCGUCAUUGAAAUGGAUUUAGAGUCAAAACGUUUCCUACGAAAAUCGUGCCAUACCGAGACGUGCCGUAACCCUAGAACCCGCGCUCGUUAUGACAAAAUCGAAGGCGCAAACAGAAGGAUUGAAAGUAAUCCUUUAAACAAUAUACAAAAUUUUCACAAUUUAGGGAAAUCACGAGUUUGCUACAGGAGAGGUGACGCAAAUGCUGAUGACGUAAAUACGACGAGAAGCUGCGUCUUUUCUUCUGGUUCUUUUCUGAAAGGUGGAGACAGCUAUCGUAAGCCGUGCAGUGUUCAAAAAAGGAAUGGUCGAACCUCCGUCACCGACACUAAGUGUUCAUCUUUUCCAAAGGAGGAAAAAUCAAUUACAGAAAGUCAUACAACGUCCAUGAUAUGGAGUCAGUCUGCCCAAGGUCCAAAGCCUCACCAUUUAGCGGUUACUGCUGAUAACGUAACCGAUAACCACAACGACAUCGUGUUGAGAGGAGAAGAUGUGGGUGACAAGAUGGAGACGAAGUUACUUUUAAACAUUAACAAAAGUACCACCUGUAUAAAUAACGAUGAACGCAACGAACGGUGUUUUGGUAGAGAAAGGUUGAAGGAAGACUACAAAUCAUCUUCUGAUCUAGUCGAUAACGAGAUUUGUUCGAGAUCAAAGUUAUCGAAAAAUAUCGAGAAUGCGGGUUAUGAGGAUGAGAGUGACGGAGGCGCGGAGAGUUUGGCUAGCUCUGACGUCCAUCUGUUGGCGGGGGAGGCGAGUGUGAGGUGUAUUGAGGAGUUGGCGCGGUCAAUGAACAGAGACAGGAGACUAGACACAGCGCAUGUGUGAGGGCAGAGAAAUGUUGACUUUGACGGGGGUAAAAACUUUAUGGCCAGCAGCUGAAGUAUUGGGCGCUAGAAAGAAGAAACUAAACUGUAUUAAAAUUGCCUCGUUACGAAACUUAAUAAAAGCUGAUAGCGUUCUUUCUUUUUUCACUUUCUCUCUUUUU
Molecule: messenger RNA, 9710 nt
Organism: Aplysia californica (California sea hare)
Lineage: Eukaryota; Metazoa; Mollusca; Gastropoda; Aplysiida; Aplysiidae
Biological process (GO): protein dephosphorylation
Molecular function (GO): protein tyrosine phosphatase activity
Source: RefSeq, a predicted model, not a curated record